Molecule: messenger RNA, 5228 nt
Organism: Jatropha curcas
Lineage: Eukaryota; Viridiplantae; Streptophyta; Magnoliopsida; Malpighiales; Euphorbiaceae
Product: protein transport protein SEC16B homolog
Biological process (GO): Golgi organization
Cellular component (GO): ER to Golgi transport vesicle membrane; endoplasmic reticulum exit site
Source: RefSeq, a predicted model, not a curated record
AAAAAUAAACAAAACUUUCCCCUGGUUUGGUGGGUGGUGCGAAAACGAGCGCUUUUUCAUUUUGUCUCCCUGCUCGCUGCAUCGUUGUGGAUUUUCUUCCUGCAAAUCCUUACCUGGAUCUGUAAGUUAUUUUGCUUCUGUUAUUAUCACACUUAUCGAUUAUCUUCUCAUACGAAAUCAAAUGCAUUAGAUUCUAAGUGCAAUUUUGCUAUCUAUCUUUUGACCGUUCUCAUGUUAAGUUAUGCUGCUGCAACUUCUAAGAGAUCUCAUAAACCCUAGAUCUUGCUCUCCUCGCGCUUGUAUUUCUUUGAUUUAGGGUUUUGAUUUUUGGAUCUCGAGGUUUUGGUUUAAUUGCAGCUCCAAUUUUGAGGUGUUGGAGGAGGAGAGCUGUAAAUUGAGGAAAAUUUGAGGGUAUUUAGGUAUUCUUUUACCCAGUAGAUCGAAAGGGUUAGGAAGAAGGCUGUUAUAUUAGAUGGCUUCGAAUCCUCCAUUUCAUGUGAUGGAGGAUCAGACGGAUGAGGAUUUCUUUGAUAAAUUAGUGGACGAUGAUUUUGGGCCUACUGAUCCCGUUUCGGUCCCCAAGUUAACUGAGGGCAGCGAUUCAGAUGAGGCCAGAGCCUUUGCUAAUCUGAGUAUUGAUGAUACCACUGGUGAAGGCGAAGGUGGAGUUGAGGGGAAAGGUGAUAAUGAUUCAGUGCAUGCCAACCCUGUGUUAUCUGGUGUACAUGCAGAAGAAAGCAACACGUUGAGUUCAUCGAAUUCAUUGGGGUCCAAUAGCAUAAUUGAGUCAAAUAAUGAUGCGACUGCAUCAGAGGUUGUACCUGAUUCAAUAGCAAGUCAAUCUAGUGGAUCUACGAAAUCAGGAAUUAAGGAGGUGGGGUGGAGUUCAUUUUAUGCUGAUUCCGUUCCUAAUGGCAAUCAUGGAUUUGGUUCGUAUUCAGAUUUUUUUAAUGAAUUGGGAGGUAGUUCAGAGGAUUUUCCGGGAAAAGUUGAUGAAAGUGCUAAUUUAGAAAAUAAAGCUAGUGAUGGAUUGCAUAAUUCAGUCAUCUAUGAGCCACAUCAAGACCUUACACAAAGUUAUGAAGGAUCCUUUCAAGAGAAUGUCAAUGGGCAGGAUUUGAAUAGCAGUCAGUACUGGGAAAGCAUGUACCCUGGUUGGAAAUAUGAUGCCAGCACUGGACAGUGGUACCAAGCUAGUGAUGGUUACGAUGCAAAUUCAAAUGUGCAAGUAAGUUCUAACGCUAAUGCAGAGAAUGAAUGGGCCUCAGUUUCUGAUGGGAAAACAGAGCUGAAUUAUUUGCAGCAGACAUCAAAAUCUGUGGUGGGAACUGUAGCUGAGACGAGCACGUCUGAGACUGUCUCCACUUGGAAUCAGGUUUCACAGGAGACUAAUAAUGGUUACCCAGAACAUAUGCUUUUUGACCCACAAUAUCCUGGUUGGUAUUAUGACACUAUUGUGCAAGAAUGGCGCACCCUGGAAAGCUACACAUCAUCUGUUCAAUCAACAAGUGUUCAAAAUCAUGAUAUGCAGAAACAAGAUGAAUUUGCUUUGGUUGAUUCAUAUUCACAAAAUAAUAGCAGUACUUAUGGUGGAUAUCAGCAAGGUGACAAGUAUGGUUCACAAGGCUACAAUAACCAAGGUCCGCAUGGUAGCUGGGGUGAGUCUUAUGGUGGUUACAAUCAGCAAGGUUUUAAUAUGUGGCAACCUGACACUGUUGCUAAGACUGAUACUGUUUCAAAUUUUGAUGGAAACCAGCAAUUACAUAAUUCUUAUAAUUCAAAUGCAUCUAUGAACAAUCACGUGGAGCCACACAAAUCUGUUAAUUCUUUGGGGACAGCCUUGUCGUAUGACAAUAUGAGUCAGAGUCAUGUUGAGGCCAAUGGGUUUAUUGGGUCACAAAGUUUUAUGCCUAGUGGGAACUUCACUCAGCAAUUGAAUCAGGGAAAUCUGAAGUUGAAUGAACAAAUGAACAUUUCAAAUGAUUACUAUAGCAAUCAGAAAGCAGUACAUGUUGCCCAGCAAUCAUUUCAGAGCAACCAGCAGUUCUCUUAUGCUUCCAACACCGGGAGAUCAUCUGCUGGGCGUCCCCCACACGCCUUGGUGACCUUCGGAUUUGGUGGAAAGCUCAUAGUAAUGAAAGAUGAUAGUUUAAAUUCUCUUGGAAAUUCAUCAUUUGGAAGUCAGGAACCUGUAGGAGGCUCAAUAACUGUCCUGAAUUUGAUGGAGGUUGUCACUGGAAAUACAAAUAAUGCUCAAAGUGUUGGAGGGAACACUUGUAAUUAUUUUCAUGCUCUCUGCCAACAAUCCUUUCCAGGUCCGCUGGUGGGAGGCAAUGUUGGAAGCAAAGAGUUAAAUAAGUGGAUUGACGAGAGAAUUGCUAAUUCUGAAUCCCUUGACAUGGACUAUAAAAAGGUUGAAAUAUUGAAGUUGCUUCUCUCCUUGCUUAAAAUAUCUUGCCAACAUUAUGGAAAACUUCGAUCUCCUUUUGGCACUGAUGCUUCUUUGAAGGAGAGUGAUUCCCCAGAAUCAGCAGUGGCAAAACUUUUUGCAUCUGCCAAGAGGAAUGGCAUACAAUUCAGUGAUUAUGGUGCUGUUAGCCACUGUUUGCAGAGGUUGCCAUCUGAAGAACAGAUUCGGGCAACUGCUUCCGAGGUACAGGAUCUUCUGGUUUCUGGUAGAAAGAAAGAGGCUUUACAGUGUGCCCAAGAGGGCCAGUUAUGGGGACCUGCGCUCGUGCUUGCAUCGCAGCUUGGGGAUCAGUUCUAUGUUGAUACUGUAAAGCAAAUGGCACUUCGCCAGCUUGUAGCAGGAUCACCUUUGCGGACAUUAUGCCUGCUAAUUGCAGGGCAACCAGCUGAUGUAUUUUCUGCUGAUGCCACGGCUGGCAGUGGUCUUCCUGGUGGAAUUUCUCAGCAGCCUGUCCAGUUUGGAGCAAAUGGCAUGCUUGAUGAUUGGGAAGAGAAUUUGGCUGUAAUAACUGCAAACAGGACCAAAGAUGAUGAGCUUGUGAUUGUUCAUCUUGGAGAUUGCCUAUGGAAGGAUAGAAGUGAGAUUACUGGUGCACACAUAUGCUAUUUAGUGGCAGAAGCAAACUUUGAGUCAUAUUCAGAUACUGCAAGAUUGUGUCUUAUUGGGGCAGAUCACUGGAAACAUCCUCGAACAUAUACUAGUCCAGAAGCUAUUCAGAGAACGGAAUUGUACGAAUACUCAAAGGUGCUUGGCAACUCCCAGUUUAUUCUGCUACCUUUUCAGCCGUAUAAGCUGAUAUAUGCAUACAUGCUGGCUGAAGUGGGCAAAGUUUCUGAUUCAUUGAAGUAUUGCCAGGCAAUAUUAAAAUCUCUAAAAACUGGUCGAGCUCCAGAGGUUGAAACAUGGAGACAAUUGGUGUUAUCCCUUGAGGAUAGGAUUAAAACCCAUCAACAGGGUGGAUAUACGGCAAAUUUGGCUCCGGCAAAGUUGGUUGGUAAAUUGCUUAAUUUUUUUGACAGUACAGCACAUCGUGUUGUUGGGGGUCUACCACCACCUGUACCAUCAACAUCACAAGGAAGCGUACAAAAUAAUGACCAUUAUCAACCGCCAAUGGCACCUAGGGUAUCAGCUAGUCAAUCAACUAUGGCCAUGUCAUCAUUAAUGCCAUCUGCUUCAAUGGAGCCCAUGAGUGAAUGGGCUGCUGAUGGGAGUAGAAUGUCAAUGCAUAACAGAAGUGUUUCUGAACCAGAUUUUGGUAGAACUCCAAGACAGGUUGAUUCAUCGAAGGAAGGAACCUCCUCUAGUGCACAAAGCAAACCAUCAGGUUCAGGUGGUGCAUCUCGCUUUGGUCGUUUUGGUUUUGGUUCACAGCUUUUGCAAAAGACAGUGGGGCUAGUCUUAAGGCCCCGCUCAGAUCGACAGGCUAAAUUGGGUGAAAAGAACAAAUUCUAUUAUGAUGAAAAGCUUAAGAGAUGGGUAGAGGAAGGUGUUGAACCCCCUGCAGAAGAAGCAGCCUUGGCACCACCCCCUACAACUUCAGCCUUCCAAAAUGGAAUGCCCGACUACAACUUGAAAUCUGCACUGAGUGAUGGAUCUCCGAAUAAUGGGAGCCCAACAUUUAACACUCCAACCUCUGUGGAACAACACUCUUCUGGGAUUCCACCUAUUCCGACCAGUUCUAAUCAAUUCUCAGCUCGUGGGCGGAUGGGUGUACGAGCAAGGUACGUGGACACCUUCAACCAAGGUGGUGGAAGCUCAGCCAAGUUAUUCCAGUCACCUUCUGUUCCAUCUGUCAAACCAGCUGUUACUGCAAAUGCAAAGUUUUUUGUUCCCACACCUGUGCCAUCAAGUGAAGUUUCAACAGAAACUAUAGCAGAAAAUGUGCAAGAAACCACAUUUGUUGAAAAUCCUUCUCCACCAACUGAAGAGACUUUCCAAUCUCCAGCAACUUUUUCAAAAAUGAAUAUGCAUAGGUUCCCAAGCAUGGAUAAUAUUACGAGGAAGGAGACAAGUAUAAAUGGCAAUGCCCCACUGUCAUCUAAUUCUCGACGAACCGCUUCAUGGAGUGGCUUCAGUGAUUCUUUUAGCCCUCCUAGAACUAUGGAAACCAAACCUCUGGGAGAGGCACUGGGCAUGCCUUCACCUUUCAUGCCUGGUAAUCCUUCUAUGGCACAUAUGCAACGGAGUGGUAGCAGCAUUGGAGAAGACCUUCAUGAGGUGGAACUUUAGCGGAGUAAUGAUGUAAAUAUGAGUUUUGUUCCUUGUGAUCUAUACGAUACUUGGGAUGAGCGAUAGCAUGCUGCAUCUCAAAAGCAACAGAAUGUUUUCACCAGCGACGGGGUUCAAAAAGAGGAAAGCAAAAAUGUUUUCACAGAAUUUCCCCGCCAUUUCCUUCUCCUCAUAAAUGUAAGUUGAAAUGUGGUUGGCACAUUAUAUACUUACUGUAAUCAAUUACAUGCCUAGGCUUUUACCUGAAUGUCAUAGGAGUUGCCACCAUCUAAUGCUUGAGGAGCUGAUUUUUGUUUUCUUUCCCCCCCCUUAAAACUAUAAAACAAAGAAAGCCUGCAAGGGCACCUGUUGUACAGUUGGUCAUUUGUUCAUUUGUUGAGGACAGGGAAAUUCUCUCGAGCAAGAUAGAAGCAAGCCCCUUAAAAUCUUGUUGAGUGACAAAAUAUUGUACUCAUUUGGAAAAAAUAAAACAUUUGUUUUGCUCCACUGUAUUCCUAUAAAUGCUUUAUGAAAGUUAAAUUAUUAGAAA